Cyprinus carpio (common carp) is the source of this 5901-nucleotide messenger RNA. RefSeq names its product potassium voltage-gated channel, subfamily H (eag-related), member 1a. Gene Ontology annotation, molecular function: delayed rectifier potassium channel activity. NCBI's taxonomy places the organism in Eukaryota, Metazoa, Chordata, Actinopteri, Cypriniformes, Cyprinidae. Gene Ontology annotation, cellular component: membrane. The record is from RefSeq and is a predicted model, not a curated record. Gene Ontology annotation, biological process: potassium ion transmembrane transport; regulation of membrane potential.
AUGAAUCAGCGCCAUCUAUUGAUUAACAUUGGAACACCUGCUGCCUCACACGAGUCGAUAGAUGGCGCUGAUUCGCCAGUUGAAGCCGAUGGUGGAGGCGCAAUGGGGUGGAGGAGAGGAGAGCGUGAGGAGAGCCCUAGGUCCACACAUCACUGGAUGCGGCAGCGGCAUGUGGACGGCAGACACACCGGAGACGUGUGUGGGUACUUUAUGCUGACCGGUCCGGGCUCUCAUAGGAGCGCAUGACCCGCCGUGAUGGCCGGGGGACGCAGAGGACUAGUGGCCCCACAAAACACUUUUCUGGAAAAUAUUGUCCGACGGUCUAACGACACAAACUUUGUGUUGGGAAAUGCCCAGAUCGUAGACUGGCCCAUCGUUUACAGUAAUGAUGGCUUUUGUAAGCUGUCCGGCUACCACCGUGCUGAGGUCAUGCAGAAAAGCAGCACAUGCAGCUUCAUGUACGGAGAGCUCACAGAUAAGGACACAUGUGAAAAAGUUCGGCUGACUUUCGAGAACUAUGAGAUGAAUUCGUUUGAGAUCUUGAUGUACAAGAAAAACAGAAUGCCGGUUUGGUUUUUUGUGAAAAUAGCCCCUAUACGAAAUGAACAGGAGAAGGUUGUGCUCUUCCUGUGUACGUUUAGUGACAUCACAGCAUUCAAACAACCCAUUGAAGAUGACUCCUCCAAAGGAUGGGGGAAGUUUGCUCGUCUGACCAGGGCUCUGACCAGCAGUAGAGGGGUCUUGCAACAACUGCAGCCCACUGUACAUAAAGGAGAGAAUGUACAUAAACACUCGCGCCUUGCAGAGGUUCUCCAGCUGGGCUCAGACAUCCUGCCCCAGUACAAACAAGAGACACCCAAGACCCCUCCUCACAUCAUCCUGCACUACUGUGCCUUUAAGACAACAUGGGACUGGGUCAUCCUCAUUCUCACCUUCUACACCGCCAUCAUGCCACAAAACAACUCCUCCAAAAAAAACAAGAACAACAACACCACCCUACUAGUUGACAGAAAUCAUUACGUAAUCUAUCUUUUAGAUAUAUAACUAAUAAACCACCACACCACGUUCGUGGGCCCGGCCGGGGAAGUGAUAUCAGACCCAAAACUGAUUCGCAUGAAUUACAUGAAAACCUGGUUUGUGAUUGACCUUUUGUCCUGUCUGCCUUAUGAUGUCAUCAACGCCUUUGAGAACGUGGAUGAGAACUGGAAUCAUCGAGCUGUCACUCAAGGUAUCAGUAGCUUGUUUAGUUCACUGAAGGUGGUUCGUCUGUUGCGUCUGGGCCGGGUGGCUCGCAAACUAGAUCACUACAUUGAGUAUGGUGCGGCUGUUUUGAUUCUGCUGGUUUGCGUAUUUGGGUUGGCGGCCCACUGGCUGGCCUGCAUCUGGUACAGCAUUGGAGACUAUGAGGUCAUAGAUGAGGAACGCAACAAAGUACGUCCAGAGAGCUGGCUUUAUAUGCUGGGUGAGACAAUCGGGACACCCUAUCGCUUCAACGUCAGCGGGACAGGAAAAUGGGAAGGUGGACCCACGAAAGAUUCAGUCUACAUCACGUCUCUGUACUUCACCAUGACCAGCCUGACCAGUAUUGGCUUUGGAAACAUCGCUCCAACCACAGAUGGGGAGAAGAUCUUCGCUGUGGCCAUGAUGAUGAUUGGAUCUCUCCUCUAUGCCACCAUCUUCGGUAACGUGACAACUAUCUUCCAGCAGAUGUAUGCUAACACAAACCGCUAUCAUGAGAUGCUGAACAGCGUGCGGGACUUCCUCAAGCUGUACCAGGUGCCCAAAGGCCUGAGCGAGAGGGUUAUGGAUUACAUCGCCUCCACGUGGUCCAUGUCCCACGGUAUUGACACUGAAAAGGUUUUGCAGAUCUGUCCUAAAGACAUGCGUGCUGAUAUAUGUGUGCACCUGAACAGGAAGGUUUUCAAGGAACAUCCUGCUUUCCGUUUAGCCAGUGACGGCUGUUUGCGGGCUUUGGCCAUGGAGUUCCAGACCAUCCACUGUGCUCCGGGCGAUCUUAUCUACCAUGCGGGCGAGAGUGUGGACAGCCUCUGUUUUGUGGUGUCAGGGUCACUGGAGGUCAUCCAAGACGACGAGGUGGUCGCCAUUCUGGGUAAAGGUGAUGUGUUUGGGGACGUGUUCUGGAAGGAGGUGACUCUAGCUCAGGCAUGUGCUAAUGUGAGAGCGCUAACAUACUGUGACCUGCAUGUGAUCAAACGGGACGCACUUCAGAAAGUCCUAGAGUUCUACACCGCCUUCUCCAACCACUUCUCACGAAACCUGCUGCUUACGUACAACCUGCGCAAAAGGCUUGUGUUCAGAAAGAUCAGUGAUGUGAAGCGUGAGGAAGAGGAGAGGCUGAGGAGGAAGAAUGAAGCCCCUCUGAACCUCCCCCCUGAUCAUCCUGUCCGCCGUCUGUUCCAGCGAUUCCGCCAGCAGAAGGAAGCCCGUCUCGCCGCUGGGCAUCCCAGUCCUGAUGACCCUGAUCUCGAGAAGGGCCAAAUCCACCAUGAAUUCAUCAGCCAAGAUGUAUACUCCACAACAAAAAUCAUCACAACAACAAAAAAAACCCCCACAACAACCACCCCCCACCACACCAAAAAAUCCCACACCCUGGGCCCAUUUGACCAGGCCAAGCUCAGCGCCCCUGCCCCAAACGUCCCUCGUGCAUCAGAGCCACGAGCACGAGGAUGGGCGAGGUUUAGGGAAAGCAUGGUGAAGCCAGAAAGCUGGGGAAAUGUUUCUAAAGCAGAAUCGAUGGAGACUCUUCCAGAGCGGAGCAGCUCUGGAAAAACUUCGGAACCCGGUGGAUUGAAGAAGACUGAUUCCUGCGACAGCGGCAUUACUAAAAGCGACCUCCGGCUGGACGAAGGUGGUGCCCGCACCCCUGUAGAUCGAAGCCCGGUCCAGCCCGACGGAAAAGCUCCCCCGAUCCCUCCAAUCCCCACUAUUCCCGAACAUACACUGCACGCCUCGCUCCUGGAACUCCGUACGGAACUUAAAGAGGAGCUGUCAGCACUCAGUAACCGAAUGGUUGCAUUGGAGACACAAGUCGCUGAGGUGCUGAGGUUGUUAAGGAGCAGAAAGACUCCGACCUCUCCCAUGUCACUCUUCCAGAUCUCACGGCCGACAUCACCAGACACGGACAAGGAGGACAUAUUCCCUUGACGAAAAUGAGGUAAGCAUCUUUAUUUUUGAAAGGGAAACGUUUAUGAGACUUUCUCUGAGAAAAAUGGAACCAGCAAAAAGCAUGACAGAGACUGUGUGUGUGUGAGAGAGAGAACAAGUGAGGGAAAAGGAUGAAAUAAGACACCGGAAAGGAGAAGAGGAUGUCUUAUCCCAAGGCAGAGCAUCUGCGAUACCAAAGUGAUGGUGUGUUAGUUGACACUCUUUGUGUGGAACUGCUCUUUGUUUUUGUCCUGCAAGGCUGACAGACAGUGAGAGCUCUUGCUGGAGGGCCCACUCUGACUGAUGGUUGUCAUGGCAAUGCAUCGUCCCCAAUUGCAAGUGCGGGCACUUCAAGAUCCCACUCAUGUAGCAAGUCUUCCCCUUUCUUUCGCUUUCACACACCACUGUUUCUGCUCUGUCGUCUUUCUGGUAUAGGGAUCCAUUCUGCUCCUUCCUGCUGGUUAACUUGCUGCCGAAUACAAGCCUGUAUCAGGAAUCACAGAGCUAAGCGUCUUACGGUGUGGAGACAAAAGACUGAAGAAGCAAGAAGAAUUCCAGGAAACCCCAGGCAGCUUUGGUGAAUUACUUUAGACAAACGUGUUUGUACAAUGACAAAUCAACUACCAUCCCGAGAGUUAACUGUACACGUUACUGGAGAAGCUAAUGAGCUCUACAGGGGUUUUUGAAGUGUAACAGCUGUUAAGGCCCUUUUCCAUGACUUGCGUCAAUGCAUAUCUCAACAAAAUGUAAAAUCAAAUUGACAGCAAUGGUAUUAUACAGUUUUAGGAAUGCACAAUAUAGCGGAACCAUAUCAGAUUUAUUGGGUAUCAGCCAAUAUUGAAUAUUUAAUUGUACAGCGCAUGUUCAUUUCCCAUAUUUUUAUAUAUAGACUACAUUUGCCAUCAUCUAACACUCACCGAAAGGUAAUAUUUUAAAACACUAAUAAUUUAACAAGACUGUUAAUUGUAAUCUGUAGCAAUUUUCAAAAUGAAUAUCUAUUUUUCAUACAAUACAUUAUACAUUGUUGUGAUUCGUAAACUCACUUUUAACAUUUAAAAUGACUGAUUUCAGCUUUAUUGUUUAAUUCUAAAUUAAUUUAGAAAAAUUAUAGAAUUUUAAUAUUAGUCAUCAGUUAUCAAUCAUAACAUAAAUAUUAAAUAUCGGAAUUUUCAUUAGUCACCAUAUCAAGUGUUAUGAUUUCUCCCAUUCAUUUUCUACAAAUGGUCCAUCUCCUCUCCCUUACAUCGUCUAUGAAUAUUUCUUCGACUUCGUGGGAAACGGUUAUAAUUUUGAGCACUGUGUUACAGUGUGUGGUCUGCAGACAAUGUGUGUCAGAGGUAACGCUGUAGCAUGAUGUUCAAUGCAUUGGCAAUGCAUUUCACAAGUCAUGUGAAAGGACCUUCACCUCCUUUGGUCUACAACAGGCAUCUUCAAACAAGUUCAUUAGUGACUUGUUGGAUUGCAGAGGCCAAGUUUUAUAAAACAACAACGGAAGAACUAGUGAAAUGAAAGCAUGCAUGUUGUUUCUUUAUCAACGAUUGGGUCUUCCAGAAAGCACACAAGCAUAUUACCGUGGGUGCACUAUUAUUAUUCAGAUCUCUAGUGCAUUGUAGCUUUGUUUUGCAAAAUGAAUUGAUGGAUGUAAUCAAUACUCAUGAUUUUUCACAACACCACAGUACAACAUAACACAGUUACGAGGAACUUUACGCAUUAAAGCCAACAUCUAAACAUGAAUCUCAGGAAUCAAGAGGGGUGAUGGUUUGAGAGCUCAUUCUGACCCCUUUCCUGGAUGUUUUUACAUAUUAAAUACUAAAGAUGUGGCAUUAUGUUCCCACCAGGUCUGUUUUAAUGUCUAACCUUUUCAUUGUUUAAUAGGAGAGACUGGGACUUGUUGUCAAGGGCCUAAAAUAGGCUUUUUAAUUCCCACUCUGACAACUGAAUAAUUUUUUUUUUUCUGUGAAAACAGCUUUUUUGUAACCAAGACCGUAAGAUAUGUGUCUGUAGAGAAAAUGCCUUGUAAAAAUAAAACAACCUUGAGAAAUAUUCACUGAAGAUAUGACAGCUAGUGCCAGUCUCCCCUAUUAUUAUAUCAAACAAAGCGCCUAAUGCAAGUUUGGGAGGAGCCUGUUCAGUAAAUCCGUUAAUCACAUGGCUAAGAUAUAAAUAGCUGUUUAUUUCACUCUUUUUUCCAAGCGUCCCUCCCCCAUAUCAACUCCACCUUGAUUUCCAUAAUGAGGUCCAGGGGGAAAACACAGAGAUCCAGUCUAUUCAGAUCAACACCACCAAACCGGAAUAUCUUCUUCUCUGUCACAGAAUAUAUGAACUUGUAUUUAUAUAUUCUCAUUUGUAUCUCAGAAAGAGAACGAGUGCCUGACUAUACAAACUCAGAUACGCAUGUUGAGAAUUGUGGUUAUGAACAUACUGUGAGCGGUUAAGGCACAUGUUAGCAUGCUGUGUGAUGUUCUCAGGUUAGAGAGGUCAUUAUCAGGUCCACAGGAGAUGUGCUGAGGUCAGUAUCACCUGCUUCUCCACUACCUGAGAGCAAAGAGAGAGAAACAUGACUCAAAAUAAUGACGUAAAACCAAAACGCUACCAAGGUCAUAUCAAACAUAAAUGUGAGGAAAACAGAUUUUGUUGGAGAAAAAAAGACGAGUAGCUCUAACAACAUGAAGAUUUAUUUCUGUUUACAACAAAGAUAGAUUUGUACAGUAUGAAGAUUUUGUAACAUCCUAGAUU